AUGGUCAUCAUCUCUACCUGGAAGAAGCGUGUUCCGAUCGCAGCUUCUCUUCUUCGAACCUGCCGUUUCAUUCAUGCCGAGGCGCGUGGAAUCCUCUACUCCCAGCCUAUCCUCAUUGGUGGCCAGGCUGAUCCAAUCGUUUGGCUACGUGGCAUAGGACAGGCAAACCGGUUCUAUCUGCGUAACGUGCAUCUCGGAUCGACAAAGGGCUUCGAACUCCCCCGCAAGGACUGCCAGUCCGUCACUCGGAGGGUGGCCAAGCUCUUGUCCGACGCACCCAACCUCAAGUCUCUGAAUAUCCGGGCUAUGCGCAUCCCCAACAUUGACUGGAAUCUCCACAGGAAUCUGAGUGGCCAAAUGCAACAGAAGCCAUGGUUCAUCGCAGCGCAGCACAUUGCUAAACUGAUAUACGACGAAUUCCGUCCGGUAUUUUCAGUGGCGCUAUCCCGCGGCCAGACUCCGCAACAGCUUUGCACCCUUGUCAAGGCCCAUAGGAACCUCUUCUCCGGACGGUCAGACCAGGGAAUUGUCUUCGCUGCGGAUGUGCUCGCUCUACGCCUGAACACACGGGAUAUUGCUGGGGCAGAAGCAGAGCUGGCUGGUCAUUUAAAGUUUCUACUUGAGAGAAACCUACGCUACCGUCGUUACCCUCGUUCUAAGUAG
Messenger RNA from Colletotrichum graminicola M1.001, 663 nucleotides. RefSeq lists its product as uncharacterized. The record is from RefSeq and is a predicted model, not a curated record. The coding region runs from base 1 to 663 and encodes 220 amino acids. The transcript has a single exon. NCBI's taxonomy places the organism in Eukaryota, Fungi, Ascomycota, Sordariomycetes, Glomerellales, Glomerellaceae.